AUGGCUGCUAAUAUUGUUCAAGCGUUUCAAGCUACAUUAAGUCCUGACCAAAAUAUUAGAAAUCAAGGUGAACAAGUUUUAGAUUCAUUAACCACACAACCACAUUUAUUACCACAAAUCAUUCAACUUGGAACAGCUAACUCAGGACAAUCUGAUGACAUUCGUAAAUCAGCAUUGUUAUGUUUUGGAAGAACAAUUAAUAAAAUAGAUGAUCUCAGGUCUAUCAAUCAAGACGUUUUACUUCAAAUUUGCAAUUCAUUAAUUAAUUGUAUGAAAAGUGAAACAUCAGUACAUCUUAAGGGUGCUGUUGCUGCUGCUGUCAGUAAUUUUGCUCAAUGUAUGUCUAGUUCAGAACUUGAUUGGAAUGGUUAUUUCCCUACCAUUAUUGAAAUUUUAAGAGAUCCAAGACCAUUACAACAAAUGAUUGCACUUGACACCCUUCAAGCUUCUGUUUCACUUAAAGGUUCAGAGACUCUAAUUGCUCUUCAACAACAAGUUGUUCAAUUUUGUAUCCAAUCCUUAACAAAUGGUGACACAACAAUGAAACUUACUGUCAUUGAUUUUCUUUCUAGUGCAAUAGUUCUUUUAGAAACUACUGAGCAACAUGGUGCUUAUGCCAAACAACUUAUUGUUCCAUUACAAAAUACAUUAAUUUGGUUAAUUCAAAAUAACAAAUUUGAUGAUUUUGAUAAUGCCUCAGCAUCAUUUUGUGAACUUAUAGAAAAUUCUGAAUAUCUUUUUGUUGGUAAUGAAAUUAGUAUUGCUACUCAAAUGUAUCAACUUUGUUGUUCUGCACAACAUAAAGAGACACAACAAAGUGCACUUGAAAUUGCUGUUUGCCUUAUUUCACAGGAACCAAAUCUUUUUAAAAAAAAUCCAGUACUUUCAAAUAUAGUAUUGAAACUUCUUGAAUGGUUAAAAUCUAUAGACAAUGAUGGUGCUGAACUUCUUCUCAAUGACGAAGAUCCAAUUGAGGUUGAAAAUUGGUCAUAUGCUGAAGAUGCAUUCUUUAGAAUAGUUGAAGCAGUUGGAGGAGCACCAAUUAAAGAUGUAUUAUUCAAAACAACUUUAGAGUAUUUAAAUAUGGAUCAAUGGAAUGCAAGGUAUGCUGCUCUUGUUGCUCUUUCAUUAUCAGUAAUACCAGGAAAAUACAUUUUUAAAACUACUAUGUCUGACUUAAUGAAAAUUGUACUUAAAUUUGUUAACGAUCCACAUCCAUUAGUGUUGCACGCAUUACUUGAUUUACUCGAAGAAUUAAUUGAGGCAUUCCCUAAGAUGUGUAGAAGAAGACAUUUUAAUGAAAUUAUGCAAGUUGUUAUUGUAUCAUUUAAUUCUACAGUUGUUAUUGUUCAAGACAAAGCUUGUUUUGUAGUUAAUUCUCUUCUUGAAGAAGACAAGCAAACAGCAGAAAAACUUUUACCAUUUGUACAACCAUUAAUGGAAGGUAUUUUCAAAACAUUAAAUACAUCUAAUUUAAAAGCUGUUUCAUCUGCAUUAUCUAUUAUUGUCUUUAUUACUCGUGUACUUCAAAAACAAAUGGAAAGUUAUUACCCAUUAUUAAAGAAUGUUGUUGACACAUUAUUACCAAAAUGUAAUACUAAAGAUACUUUAGAACAUAAAGGAAAGUUAAUUGAAAUUAUGUGUAUCUAUAGUAUUAUUAAUACAUCAUUCUUCCCUGAUUCAAGACAAAUUGUUCUCAAAACAUUUGAAGAAUUAUGUAAUUCUAAUGAUGUUGGUUCACCAAUGUUACCAUAUAUUUUAAGUGGAUUAUGUAGAUUUUCAGAAGCUAAUGAUGCUGGAUUUAUUCAGUGCCUUGGUCCAAUUGUUCAAAUAAUAUUAAAAAGAUUACUGUUAAAAGAAAAUCCAGAGGCUGUUGUCAUGGAUAAUGAAAUUUCAGUCACUAAUCCUUACACUGAAGAAAAAGUAUAUUUACUUCAAACAUUGUUUAGAAUAACAACUUCUGUUAAAAAAGCAUAUGGACCAUACGUACAAGAUACAUUAAAUGUUUUGUUACCAUUAAUAAGUGAUCCAAAUGCAAGUAUUAAACAAGUCACAGCCCAUCUUAUUCCAUCUAUUUUUGAAGAUGCUAUAUUUAUGGUUCAAGACAAAGGAAUUACUGAUCAAAACAGUGUCUUACAACAAGUAGCACCAAUUUAUUAUGGUAUUAUUGAUCAUUUAUGUAUAUUAUUAAAGAAAGAAAAAUUCACUGAUAAUAUUCAAUCAUAUUUAACUUGUUUAAAGAUGGUACUUGUUCUUGGUGGAGAUAAUACACUUGGAGAAGAUAGAAUUGGAAUGAUAUUUGAAUCAUUUGAUGAAAUUCUUAAGAAAAUUCUUGAUGGAGUUGGUAUUGAAAAUGAUGAUGAAACAAUUCAAAUUCAAAAUGUUGAUACAGAUGUUCUUGACGAUGAAGAAUACGAAAAGAUUCAAGAUGCUAUUGAAGAAGAAGAUGAUUGGUUAUCUUUAAUUUUAGAUAUUACUUCAUAUAUUUGUAAAUCACACCAAAAGACAUUCUUUACUCCAUUCCAAUAUAAAUUAUUCCCAAGAGUUAUGAUUUAUUUCAAACAAGUAGAAGAUAGUGAUAAAGUUUCAUUUGCAGUUGCAAUUAUUGGAUGUGUUAUUGUUGAUGGUAAAAUUUAUGAUUUUGUCUCACAAGUCGCUGACCAAUUUAUUGAAUUUUCACAUCAUAAGAAUAUUGAUAUUGCUAAUAAUGCUAUUUAUUUCCUUGGACAAUUUGCUAAAGUUGAUAUUCCACAAUUUGUUCCAUUUAUCCCAAAAGUACUUCAGUCUGUUGGAGCUAUGUUAAGCAGACAAAGAACUCGUGCUGCUGUUGAAUUAGCUGAUCAAGUUUUAAUUUGUGUUGGAAACAUUAUUGGACAUUAUUAUACACAAAUUCCAAAUUGGCAAAUGAUUAUGCAACAAUGGCUCAAUUUAUUCCCAGCUAAAUCAAGUUAUGAUGAAAUAGUUAGUUUAUUAUAUGAUCUUCAUAAUAGAGGGUUAUUAUUAGAAAUAAUGAAACUUGGUAAUGUAGCUGAAAAUAUAUAUAGAGUAGUAUUAUACUUUGCUCGUUCAUUAGAAAAUGAAAGUACAUCAGAUGAAACUAAGAAGUAUAUCGCUCAAUUAAUUCAAGCAUUAUGUCCAUUAGUACCACAAAAUGUUAUCUCUGAGAUUUGGGGUAAAUUGAGUAUAGAUCAAAGAGGAGAUUUGGAUUCAUUGUUCCAUAAAUGA
Messenger RNA from Entamoeba dispar SAW760, 3225 nucleotides. RefSeq names its product importin beta-3 subunit, putative. Gene Ontology annotation, molecular function: nuclear import signal receptor activity. The coding region runs from base 1 to 3225 and encodes 1074 amino acids. The transcript has a single exon. Gene Ontology annotation, biological process: protein import into nucleus. NCBI's taxonomy places the organism in Eukaryota, Evosea, Mastigamoebida, Endamoebidae. Gene Ontology annotation, cellular component: nucleus; cytoplasm. The record is from RefSeq and is a predicted model, not a curated record.